Messenger RNA from Strongyloides ratti, 5340 nucleotides. Its product is annotated as LD24721p. Gene Ontology annotation, cellular component: Ski complex. The transcript has 3 exons. The coding region runs from base 1 to 5340 and encodes 1779 amino acids. Gene Ontology annotation, molecular function: nucleic acid binding; ATP binding; RNA helicase activity. The record is from RefSeq and is a predicted model, not a curated record. Gene Ontology annotation, biological process: nuclear-transcribed mRNA catabolic process, 3'-5' exonucleolytic nonsense-mediated decay. NCBI's taxonomy places the organism in Eukaryota, Metazoa, Nematoda, Chromadorea, Rhabditida, Strongyloididae.
AUGAAAGAAAUAAAAAUUUGUUCAAAUAAAGAUGAUCUAAUUGCACAGUUGCCAAAUUUUAUAACAAAGAAAGAAGUGGUUGAAGGUGAUAGUGAAAAUUAUCAAGAAAUCACUUCUACAUCUGAAGAUUUUCAGAAAAUUUUUGAUUUUUUUAAAGAAGAAAGAUGUGAUAAAAUUGGUAAAAGUUUAGCAAGUGCUGAGAGAUGUCGUAUUAUUCGUAGAUACAUAACAAAAUUUGAUGUUGAUUUGAAAAUAUCUUCUGAUGAUAAAUACUUAAAAGCUUCAAAUGAUGUUGAUGAAAAAUUUCAUAAGAAAUAUCAAAAAAAUAUAGAUGAUUUAGAAGAUUAUUGUAAAAAUUAUUACAAAUUACGUUUAAUGCAUGAAUUAUUGUUAGAUAAAUAUAUGCCAAAAUUUGAAAGAAAAAUUAUUGUUGAUGAAAAAAAAGAUAACAAUAUCAAGAGUCAUAUAUGUUUAGCUCCAUAUUAUUGUAAAGAAUUAGAUGAUAAACAUUGUUAUUACGAGUAUAUUUCUCCUGAUUUUAAUUUUAAAGAAAUCGUUAAUCAUAUUAAUCAAACUUUUUUACAUGAUAUUAUAUAUGAUUUGUCUAAUCAAAAAGAAAUUAUUGAUGAAGACAGUGGAAUUGUUUGUAAUUUAAAAAAUAAAGAUAAUUUAAAAAAUAAGAUGAAUAUGUUUUAUAAUAAUUAUUUGGAUUUGAAUUUGGAAUUUGAAAUUUUAUUUGAAGACAAUAAAAUAGAUUUUGGUUUAAAAUUUACUUCAAAUGAUUCUUUUACAAAUGAUAAUGAUAAAUAUUGGGAAAAAGAUGAAAAAAAAUUAUAUAAAACUAUAUCUGAUGAAGACUUAAAGACAAACAUCCAGAAUGUACUUAAUAGUUAUUAUAAAGAUUUAAUAACAACAGAUGAAAAUGACUAUAAAAUAAAAGUUGAUUCAGAUGAUGAUUGGAUUAGUGAUAAUGAAUCUGAAGAAGAAAUUGUGGAGAAAAACGAUGAAAAAAAUAUUCAAGUAGAAACAAAUAUAGCUGAUAAAAACGAAGGAAAUGAUAAAAUAUCAGAACCACAACAAUCUCAUAUUAUUAAUAUUGAACCAAUAAAAAUAGAAAAAACAUUACAAGGAUUUCAUACACAAAUAAUUAAAUCAGAAUAUUUAAUGGCUCAUACUAUAUCACGUCAAGUAACAGAAGAAUAUUUUGAAAAAAUUGAUAAACAAUUUUUUGCCCCUUACAAAUUUGAAUUAGAUUUAUUCCAAAAACAAGCAUGUGUAAGUAUAGCAAAUAAUGAAAAUGUAUUUGUUUCUGCUCAUACAUCAGCAGGUAAAACAUUAAUAGCUGAAUUUGCCUGUCGUUUUCAUACACAUGCUUGUCAAAAAGUUUUUUAUACCUCUCCUAUUAAAGCAUUGUCAAAUCAGAAGUACAAUGAUUUUAGGGGAAUUUUUAAUGAUGUAGGUCUUGUUACUGGAGAUACACAAAUAAAUAAAGAAGCAGAAAUUAUAAUUGUUACUACAGAAAUUUUACAAUCCAUGUUAUAUAAUGAUUCACAAAUGUUAAAUGAUUUAGCAUGUGUAAUCUUUGAUGAAGUUCACUAUAUUAAUAAUGCUCAACGUGGGCAUGUCUGGGAAGAAGUACUUAUUAUGUUACCAAAAGAAGUUAAAGUAGUAAUGCUUUCUGCUACUGUACCAAAUUAUAUAGAAUUUUCUGAUUGGGUUGGAAGAGUUUUAAAUGAUAAAGUUGUCUGUAUAACAACAUUAUAUAGACCUGUUCAAUUGAAGCAUCAAAUUUAUGUUGAAGCAUAUAAUAAACAAGAAAAAAAUUUUAUUACUAUUAUGGUUGGUGAUAGUAAAAAUAUUAAUUAUAGUGGAUAUGCUAAAAUGAAUCAAGAAUUAAAUGAAAAAGACAAUUGUAACAAAGGAAAUAAUUCUACAAAAAAAGGGGCUCCAAUAAAAGUUCAAUAUCAAAAUAAAGGUAAACAAGCAGCUAACCGUGUUAUUAGUAAUUUAUAUCAAGCCAGUGGACCAAAUAGUUUAGGUUCAUAUGAUGGUACACAUAGAAAUUUGUAUUCUACUUUAGUAAGACAUUUACAUUUUCCAACAAAUGGAGAGAAAAAAACUCCUAUGGUAAUUUUUGUAUUUUCAAGAAAACAAUGUGAUAAUUAUGUUGCAAUGCUUCAUAAUGUAGAUUUAACAACAAGUGAAGAAAAGUUUCAUAUUAGUACAAUAUUUAAAAAUGCUAAAUCAUUUUUGGAUGAAAAAAGUUUAGAUUUACCACAAAUUAAUUUUGUUGAGGAGUCUUGUCAACGUGGUAUAGCUAUGCAUCACUCUGGAAUGUUACCAUUUUUAAAAGAAAUUGUAGAAAUUGCAUUUUCUAGAGGUUAUGUUAAAGUACUAUUUGCAACAGAAACAUUUGCCAUGGGUAUAAAUAUGCCUACAAAAACAGUUGUCUUUGAUGAUAUUAAAAAAUUUGAUAACUCAAAUAAAAGACUUCUAACACCAACAGAAUAUACACAGAUGGCAGGGAGAGCUGGACGACGAGGUCUAGAUAAAGCUGGUCAUGUAAUAAUACUAGCAAAAAAUAGAAAAUUACCAGACAUUGAAGAUUUAAGAAAAAUAAUGACUGGAAAAUCAGUAACUUUAUCAUCAAAAUUUAAAAUUACAAAUGAAAUGGUUUUGAAUGUAUUUCAAAGAGAGUGCCGUUCUAUAAGAGAUUUUAUAACUAAUUCUUUUGCUGAAAGUGAUACAUUAAGAUUUGUUGAAAAUAUUGAAGAACAAGUUAAAGAAUUAAAUAGAAUGUUAGAAGAAAUUAAAAAUGAUAGAUGUAUUCUUUGUGACAAAGAUGAAAAUUAUUCAACACAUUCUCUUGUACAAACAUUUGCUACAUUGAUUAAAGCUAGACAAGAUUAUAAUAGAUUAGUUCUUGAAGUUUCACCUUUACAACAAUUAGGAGUAGGAAGAGUUAUUGUUGUAGAUAUUCCUGAAUAUCAAUUAAGUCAUGUUUUAGCUAUUGUUGUAGGAAGAAGUACUGAUGAUGUAAAUCUUAUUGUUGUUGCCCAUGAAGAUGAAGGAUAUGAUAGAAAAAAAGAAUUUAAUAUUGGAAAUAUUCGUUUAGAAAAAGAUAAUCUCUUUUUGCAUACAUUAUUAAUGUUUGCCUAUUAUAAUGGUGCUGAAUAUGUAGAUGAUAAAUAUUCUAUACUUAAAAAGAACGAAUUACGAUACAUGAAUAAUGUACCAAUUAAAAAUAUUGUUACUUUACUAAAAUUACAAUUUAAAGCAAAUGAUGUUAGGGAGAUGAUUGAUUUAAUUCACUUAAAAUCUAAAAAUAAAAAUAACUCCAAUUAUAGAAAUAUUGACAAUGCCAAAUUAAAACUUCAACAAGUAUCUGAAAAAUUAACAAAAAUAAAUUUUGAUCCUAAUUUAAUUCUAAAACCUGUCUCUUUAAAAAAUACUGAUUAUUCAUAUUUUCUAGAUAUUAUAACUGAUUGUAAAUAUGAAUUAACUAACAAAAAAUAUCCAUGCUUUGAAUGUAAUGAUGGAUGGAAACAUUAUCAAAAUGCUGUAAAAGAAUAUUUCAUCAUGGAUCGACUUUCAAUGAUAAAUAAUAAAAUGAAUGUUGAAACAUUAGAAGUUUAUGAAGAGUAUAUUAAUAAGGUAAAAGCAUUAAAAAAAUUAGAAUUUCUUGAGAAUGCCUCACGUCAUGAAGAAGAUAAUGAAAGUAAUACUAUAAUAUCUUUUAAAGGGCGUUCUGCCUGUCGAAUGGGAUCUUUCCAAGUAUUAAUAACAGAAAUAAUAUACAGAGGAUUAAUAAAGAAUAAAUCACCCGAAUACAUUGCUGCAAUGAUUGCAAUUAUAGCUUCAGAAGGAGACAGAGAAUUUAAUGAAAAUAAAGAAUGUGAUGAGAAUCUAGAAAGAGCUCCAAUCGAAGAGUUAGAAGAAAUACAAAGUGUUUUUAAAAUGGUACAUGAUCAUAUAAAUGAGGCUUUUGUUUACUAUCAAACACCUAAUAAUGAUCUUAUUGAAACAUACUCUCCAAGUAUGAUGGAAGUUGCCUAUUUAUGGAUGAAAGGUGUGUCUUUGUCAGAUAUUAUGAAAAUUCAUACAAUUCCAGAAGGAAAUAUUGUUAGAAAUCUCAGAAAAAUUUGGGAUCUAUUUAAUGGUAUGAAGAAAGUGUUAGAGCAUAUGGGAUCAAGAGAUGAAGCAGCGAAACUAGAUGACAUGAGUAAGAAAAUGGCUCGAGAAAUCAUGUCUGAAAGCAAUAAUACUAAUGUCAAAAGUGAAAGUGCCGAAGAUAAAUUCACUUUUACUGAAGAUGAAAAGAAAUUAACUAUUGCUUUUCUCCAAUUUGUUCGUAAUAAGGUUUCAGAUAUUCAAAACUUGCACAGUGGUACUCUUCAAUUAGCUGAUGAAUUAACUCAAUCUCUUGAAUCUCUUUUUCAAAUAAAGGAUAUUGAUUUUGCUUUUGAACCAUCGACACCUUUAUUAAAUUCAUUUAUUGAAGGUGAACGUAGUUUUAAAGAAAGAUUAGCUUCAAGAAGUUCUGAAGAAGUUGCUAGUGAAGCAGAAUCUUUAAAAGAGAAAGGAAAUAAUGAACUCCAACAAACCAACUUCGAUAAAGCAUUGGAAUAUUAUAAUGAGGCUAUUAAACUUAACCCAAAACCAGUGUACUUUUGUAAUAGAGCUGCAGCAUAUUGUAGAAUUGGAAGACACGAUAGAGCUAUACAUGAUUGUCGUGUUGCUAUUGGUUUAGAUCCAAAUUAUGGAAAGGCUUACGGUAGAUUAGGUUUAGCUUUGUCCUGUAAUCAUCUUUAUGCUCCGGCUAUUGAAGCAUAUAAAAAAGCAAUUGAAUUGGAACCAGAAGUUCAAUCAUAUAAAUCUAAUUUAGAAAUGGCUGAAGCUAAUUUGAAAAAAAUGAAUGAUAAAAAUUCCGGUCAAGGAGGAAGAGGUGGUGGACUUUCAAAUAUGGAUGAUAUUAUGAGCUCAAUUAAUCGUAUGGUUGGUGAGAAUGGCAUGCCAGAUUUAUCUAUGGCAGCAAAUUUCUUUCAAAAUCCACAAUUUACAGAAAUGGCCAACAGGUUUCUUUCAGAUCCAGAAGCAAUCAAUAUGGCUAAUAAUAUGUGGGGACCACUUUUAAGAGGUGAAGCAGGUGCUGGUGCAGCUGGAGCUGGAGCUGGACCAGGUGGUAAUUCGUUUAUGGAUAUGGUAAACAACUUCAGAGAUUACAUGCAGAACGCCAAUCCAGAUGUCUUUGAGAAUUUGAGAAAUAUGGGAGCAAAUCAACAAGGAGGACAGAAUAACGGAAGUAAUAAUGAUGAAGCUGGUGGAAAUGGACAAAAUUAA